This is a messenger RNA of Triticum dicoccoides, 1593 nucleotides long. RefSeq names its product putative receptor-like protein kinase At3g47110. The transcript has a single exon. Bases 1 to 1593 code for a protein of 530 amino acids. Gene Ontology annotation, molecular function: receptor serine/threonine kinase binding. The record is from RefSeq and is a predicted model, not a curated record. Lineage: Eukaryota; Viridiplantae; Streptophyta; Magnoliopsida; Poales; Poaceae.
AUGCCAUCUUCCGCUGUCUUGUUUCCAAGCUUUGUUUGGUUUCUAUACCUCUUUUGCUUCCUUUGCAGCCUACCACUAGCCAUCUGCAAGGAAACUGAAAAUGAUAGACAGGCCCUCCUUUGCUUCAAGUCCAGACUCUCAGGCCCAGCACGAGUUUUAGCUUCAUGGAGCAAUAAGUCCUUUGAUGUUUGCGAGUGGCAUGGGAUCACCUGCAGCAAACCGUAUCCUCGCCGUGUGAUUGCGCUGGACCUCGAGUCGGAAGGCAUAUCAGGCUCCAUAUCACCUUGCGUUGCUAACCUGACUUCUAUUACAAGGCUGCAGCUGUCAAACAACAACUUAAGUGGUGGCAUACCAUCGGAGAUUGGCCUCCUGCGCCGUCUCCGUGAGCUCAACCUCAGCAGGAACAAUUUGGAAGGUAACAUACCGCCAUCUUUGGGCAGCAGCCCUUCUCUCACAUAUGUCAAUCUUGGGGUGAACGCUCUAACAGGGGUCAUCCCGGAGUCCCUGGCAUAUAGUUCAUCCCUCCGAAUACUUUGGCUCAAUAGCAAUAGUCUUGGUGGAAAACUGCCAAAGGCUCUCUUCAACACAUCAUCUCUUGUUGACAUUUCCCUCCAACAGAACAACCUUGUUGGUUCCAUACCUGUUGUUACUGCCACCUAUCCCCCUAUUGAAUACCUCGAUUUAAGUGAUAAUCAUAUUUCAGGAAAAAUGCCUUCCUCACUAGGGAACCUUUCCUCCCUUGUGGAUCUUCGUCUUACAGGGAACAAUUUAGUCGGGAGCAUACCAGAGAGCUUAGGUCAUAUCUCACCUCUGCAGAUACUGGCAUUGACUGCCAACAACUUGUCUGGGACAGUUCCACCAUCUCUCUUCAAUAUGUCAUCUCUGACAUUUCUUAGCCUAGGAAACAACUCGCUUGCUGGAAGGUUACCCCCCAAUAUUAGCUACACACUCCCGAAUAUUCAGACAUUAGUGCUCUCAACAAACAAGUUUGAUGGCCCAAUCCCAGCUUCUCUUCCAAAAGCUUACAACCUUCGUCGUCUUUACUUGUAUAACAACACACUAACUGGGUUCAUACCCUUCUUUGGGACAUUGCCAAAUUUGGAGGAACUUGAUUUGUCAUACAACAGGCUAGAAGCAGGAAACUGGGGAUUUAUGUCUUCACUCACAAAUUGUACCAGGUUGACUAAGCUGCUGUUGGUUGGGAACCAUCUUCAAGGCAAAAUGCCAAGUUCGAUAGGCAAUCUUUCUGAUAGUCUCGAGUGGCUUUGGCUAAGGGAAAACAAAAUUUCUGGGCCUAUACCACCGGAGAUUGGCAAUCUUAAGAGCCUCACUAGGGUUUACAUGGAUUACAAUCUUAUCACUGGAAAUAUACCACCAACUAUUGGUAAUUUGCACCGCUUGGUCCAUCUAUCAUUUGCACACAACAAACUGUCGGGGCAAAUCCCAGAUACUAUUGGUAAUCUUGUUAAGCUAAUUUCAUUGAAACUGGAUGAGAACAACAUUAGUGGAAGGAUACCUGCAAGUAUAGGAAGUUGUACUCAACUCGAGGAACUGAACCUUCGUCAGAACUCACUAGGUGGGAGUAUAUUUUAA